Molecule: messenger RNA, 939 nt
Organism: Pyrenophora tritici-repentis Pt-1C-BFP
Lineage: Eukaryota; Fungi; Ascomycota; Dothideomycetes; Pleosporales; Pleosporaceae
Product: Wbp11 multi-domain protein
Biological process (GO): RNA processing
Source: RefSeq, a predicted model, not a curated record
AUGCCGAAAGAAAAGAACUACAAUCCCGUGCAAGAAGCCAAAAAGGCCGAAAAGCAAAAGCAACUCCGCAAGCAAAAAGCCAAUCUCCAGACGCAGCGCAAUGAGAAACUCGCGCGCCGAAACCCGAAUCGCCUACAGCGCGAUAUCGAAAACCUCAAGGAACUCGAUCAGAACGGCUCGAUACGGCCACAUGAGCGACAACGGUUACAGGAGCUGGAGAAGGAUCUCGCGGCGGUGAACAAGGCGCGCGCAGCAUUAGGAGACAAAGCGCCUGUCUUCAAGCCAGAACGACGGUUCGACAAUGACGACAGAGGGGAACGAGGCGACCGGGGAGGCAGAGGCGGCAGUAGAGGUGGUGGUGUCUUGGGCAAGCGAACAAGAGACGGACACCGAAAGGCCGACGACAGCAGCGACACGGACGACGACGUAAAACACAUUCCCAUGCCCCGUGAUACACCACCGCCUAUACCCCGACACUACCAAGCCCGCGACCCACAAACCGAAGAAGCGCCCCAAGAACCCAAGAAACCCACGAUUGUAUACGAGGCCGCGCCCCAGGUCCGCAAUCUGCUCAAGGAAGCUACCAGGUUUAUGCCUGCGUCAGUGGCGCAGAAGGUGAAGUUGGCAAAGGGCGAGGGUCGUUUGUUGGAGCCCGAGGAAUUCGACAAGUUGAGGGAAGAGGGGUACAUGGAUGAGAACAAGGCGCGUGCAGAAAGCAAGGGUGCAGAAGAGGAUGAUGAACUCGAGGCUUUCUUGAAGAGUACCUCGGGUGGUGAGAUGGCAGAGAAAGCGGCAGAGGCUGCAGUGCAAGAGGCAGAGUACGAUAUGAUGGCGGCUGAGGCCAAAGGACAGAUGAGGGGCAUAUCGAAGGAAGCUGCAGUGGCGGAGAACACGCUCAAGCAUGUGGAGAUUGAAGAAGUAGAGGAUGAGGAUUUGUAG